This is a messenger RNA of Lineus longissimus, 5312 nucleotides long. RefSeq names its product secretin receptor-like. Gene Ontology annotation, biological process: adenylate cyclase-modulating G protein-coupled receptor signaling pathway; cell surface receptor signaling pathway. Lineage: Eukaryota; Metazoa; Nemertea; Pilidiophora; Heteronemertea; Lineidae. The coding region runs from base 2749 to 4374 and encodes 541 amino acids. Gene Ontology annotation, cellular component: plasma membrane. The record is from RefSeq and is a predicted model, not a curated record. The transcript has 13 exons. Gene Ontology annotation, molecular function: peptide hormone binding; G protein-coupled peptide receptor activity.
UGAUGCUCGUCUGUCCGGUGUUUUCCAAUAGUCUGCGAAAGUGACUAUCCUUUUAGUCAUAAGGUUCUUCAGCUUCGAAUUCUCCUUGGAUCACGGGUUUGUGUAAAAAGUGAAUUUCAAACGGCGAACCACUAAAUUAUUAUUCUCACAUUUCAUCAUUCAGGAGGAAGCAUUCUAUUCGGAUUUUCGAAUAUCGAACGUGAACUUGUCAGACCCGAGUUUCUGGACAGGGAGUCAUACAGAUCAAAUGUGUGGACUGAAAGUUUUUUUGUUGGCUCAUCCUCAAAUUUAACUUGUGAUAAUUUCUUCUUGAAGUUUCAUUGGAACCCAGUUUUAGUCGUGAUUUCCAGAUGUUACUUUUUGUGUUACCUUUUGACGCUUUUUGCUACGUAGACUUGCGCUCGUUCGAUCGGCACUGUUAAGCAUUGGUUUGUUUUGUCUGCUUGAUAUCUGGAGUGUCAAAUGAUAUUUUCAGACCGUGUGAGGAUUCACACUGCCCGAAGUAUUAUUAUAAUAUAUUUAUGCUAAUGAAUUAUACCACAAAAAAGUCCGCACGAUUUAAGAUAAAGAUUGUCCACAUCCCUUCAAACUGUUGUAAUUUGAAACGGUCAGAUGUUAAAAACAGGACCAAUGACAUUUGAUAUACUGAGCGACUAGCUUUCAACCACCAAUUAUAUUUCAACUUGAUACUUGUUCGGAAAGGAAAUAAUAGCAUAUGGAUAACACCAUAUCAAAAUUCUGUCAAUUAUUUUCAUAGGGAAUCGAUUUCUUGGCGUAUCGAUAUAUCAUUCGGAUCAUAUUUCCCUAGUUUUAUGUACGGGUAAUCCACACUUUUUCCAGGGCCAUGAAGGGUAACUACAGAGAUAACCUUGAGCUUUCUUGUCCUCAUCGAUCGUGCCAAUCACUUUUAUCGCGUGAAACGCCACCGCUAUGAUAUUACAAAUCGCUAUGACCAAACCCCAAACGCACAUUGUUUCACUUUGAUAUUCGCUGAGUCGAUGAACCUAAGGUUAAUCGUCUGGCGAAAGAUCUAGAUCUUGCCUAUCCAUCUGUUUGAUACAAACUAUUAAAGCAGCUAUCCAGACAAAGUCUAAAGCAAUUUCUUUUUCAAUCUCAUUGUUUGUCCAGUGAAAAAUACGUCCCUUUGCCUACCAACCAACCAACCAACAGCCCCAGGAGAAACCACUUUCGCAAUGUCUGACAAGCGAGGAAUUUUGCUUUGUUAGCAUGACUUUGGUUCAGAGGAUGAAAAUUUCGUUCAGAGUGCUGAUCUCAAGCUUAUUAGAAACAUUCUUUAUUUGACUCAAUCGCGUUUGGCUUACCUGCCGACAAUAGAAUUUUGCUGAUGAUCUAAAGUGUCUUGAGGAAAUCUACAAGGAUUCAAAUCUUAUCGUUUUGCCGCAAAAUUGACUAUUUCAAAAUUGACUAUUUCAUAAUUAACGAUUGAUCUGUAACGGAAAACUCCCCGCGUGUUGACUUGACUCAAUGUGGAUGAUAAUAUUUGGAUAGUCAAACAAUGCUUCAGCAGUUCUUCUGUUUGCGCAGUGUGGUAUUGCUAUUCUUGAUGCAGUAUCGGCAAACUUGAUGUCCUUUAACAGGUGAGCACUAUUUCGAUCUCCCAAUUCGUUAAAAAUAAGACAAAGCGAAGCAAAAUUGUCGUUAUGUUCAGACUCGAUGCCGCGAUUGAUCUUUGGAAAACGUGUGUGUUUUGACUUUAAUGAAGCAAUGCGAUUGGAAAGUCGAGCAGUGUUCAAGGAUUGUUUACGUUUGAUCAAUACAAUAUCGACAUUACUAAUGCUGUACCGAUAUCGGAAGACUUUGUGUACCUUUUAACAAAUGCACGCAAAUUUGAUCUUUGAUCCUACCAGCUUAUUAGAAUUUUCACGAAGGAAAAAGUAAAAGUUUAUUACAAACUUUGAUAAAGUGAUAUAACUUUGACAGAGAACUUAAGCGUUGACCUCAAUGAAGCGUUCUAAUAUAUCUGCAUUGCUUAUGGCGUUCAAGGAUACUAUGUAACACAUAUAUGUGGCCGGUCCCGAUCUAGAUUUUUGCUAUUCUUCGUCAGGGUGUAGUAGCGAUCUAUUCCGAGCCUCUACUCCUCAGCGACUUCAUACACAUUCAGAUGUAGCGCCAAUUCCGGCGACAGUCUGCUUGGUCUUCGGUACUUUCUCAAGAUACAUCUAUAGACCCUUGAAGCGACUGCCUUUCAUAAAUUAAGGUAAAGCAAGGGGCCUAUUUUGACUUAUUAUAAGCAUGCAGCGCGAUCACAUUUGGAAAGUCAAACAGGGUGCAUGGACUGCAUUCGUGGACAUGACGUGAAUUGUUUCUUUUUGUCGUAUUGAUGGAAAGACGUGUAUCAGAAAGAAUCGUAAAAUUCGACGGGACCUACAUGUCCAUGUAAAACAAAGUCAAUUUCGACAUAACUUUCGAUUUUGAUAAGUUAUAGAAAUGUUGAAAUCUAUCAACUUAUUACUAAAAUACAUUUUCAAUUAGAUUUGGUUCUUUGUCUGUUUGGAAUACAUUCAAGGAUCCGGCUGUCUACCAUAGCACUGUUUGAAAUUUGACUCUCUGUUUCGUCGUGCUUUGACCUCAAGAGGGAUAUUCGAAGACACUUGAAGUGAUUACUUUUAAAGGUUAAACGGGCUUGCUUUGACUUUAAGCUUGCAAUAAGAUUGUCUUUGAACUUUUACGAUCUACAAGGAUUCCAAUAUAGGGACUGUCUCAAGCGGUUGAACUCAACGAACCAGCAUGUUGGAUAAAUUGGAGACAGUCUAUAUCUCGGAGGAGACCCAAACGAACCGCCUCCACGAAGAAGCUUCGAAAUGCCUAGAUAGGAUUCACACAGAAGUCAAUCCCUUCAACGGGACGGCUUGCAAUGUAACAUGGGAUGGAGUGAGCUGCUGGGAGUACACACCGGCCGAUAGUGCGGCCAUACACAAUUGUCCUGAUUAUGUCAAUAAAUUUAACCCAAGUGCUUUUGCCCGGCGGACAUGCAUGGAAGAUGGAGAGUGGUUUGUCCAUCCCAGAUGGAACAGGUCUUGGACAAACUACACCGAGUGCAUUAUGCCCACAGAUACGUCAGAUGAGAAAUACCCCAACAUAUCAGAUACCAUGAAGAACCAUUUAGGCCGAAUUAAGUUGAUGUACAAUAUUGGAUACGGCGUGUCUUUGGUCUCACUCGUGACAGCGGUAAUCAUAAUGUUGACGUUAAAGCGUCUACGCUGCGCACGCAACACAAUCCACAUCCAUCUCUUCUGUUCGUUCAUCUUACGUUCACUCAUGUCCAUACUUAAAGACAAUCUAUUGGUCGAGGGACUUGGAUUCCCAAGUGACGUCACUUACACGUCAGAUGGCGACAUUUUGUUUCUCACACGAGGAUCACACUGGGAGUGCAAAUUCUUCUUCACCCUGAUAAAUUACUCCCUCACCGCCAACUAUGCCUGGAUCUUGGUGGAGGGCCUUUAUCUUUAUAUGCUCCUCUAUGUGACUGUCUUCUCAGAAAACACCAGCAUCGUCUCCUUUGCUAUUUUAGGUUGGGGUGUGCCGCUCAUCUCCAUCAUUCCGUGGGUGGUCACCCGAGCUCUGUUGGACGAUUCGCUCUGCUGGAAUGUCCAUCGGCACGUCCCAGGACUCUUCUGGAUUCUUAAAGGACCAAUUGUUCUUUCUGUCGUGAUUAAUUUCGUUUUCUUCGUGAGCAUUCUACGGGUUCUGUUCAGCAAAUUGGUGGCAAUAAACGCACCGGAAGCGAGAAAAGUUAGAUACAGGAAACUGGCUAAGAGUACCCUUGUCCUCAUUCCACUGUUUGGGGUCCACUACAUCUUGUUCAUCGGCCUACCAGAUGACGUAGACGAAACUGCCGAGAUCGUCAAGUUGUACUACGAGAUGUUCUUCAAUUCGUUCCAGGGGUUCUUCGUGGCGCUGUUGUUCUGUUUCCUGAACGGCGAGGUCCGGGGCGAGAUCAGAAAGAAGUGGCAAAGACACAACCUCCAGCGAUCGGGUCUGAGUACCACGAACUAUACAGGAUCAAUGAAGAUGAGCACGGUAUCAACCUUCACCGGCCGGAACCGAAACUCCAUCAACUCGUUGAGCUCCGAAGCAAAGCGCGAAACGCAACAACAUAACGGCCACAGCCAAUCACUGCUGAAUACGAACAAAGUCAGCUGCAUAUCAAAUGACGUCACGUGCCCAAUUACCAUAUUGCAAGAUCACGUGGUCGAUGCAACCAAUGAGGAGACGAAUUUGAUGCUUAGCGAGGAUGCGCCGGAUGUUUUGAAUGUCUGCUCCUUCUCAGAGCCGAGUCCUUAUGGGGAGACGACUGAGUGUAUUUCGCCUUCUCGUGGACCUAUCACAGCGCGGACUGCGAACUGGCGAUAAAAAGUUCGAGGAGAUGAGACAUUCUGGUGCUUUUGACUCAAAAUGUUACUAGUAAUUGUUUGUUUUCAUAUCGCACAUCUGCAUUGUCUGUACCGUUAGUGUUCCGUGGACUGCGAAGUCUGGCUUGUCAGGGAUGAGGAGUCCACCACGAGCGACUAAUUUGUUGUUUAUUUAAAAGCGGUUGGUCUUUGCGGGCCGACACAAAGUCCAAGGUGGAGUCUCGAUGUAACAUAUCAUGCAGUUGGCGUUACAAGUAAAGUAACGUGACUAGUCCGAGGUCACAAAAAACAAGUUGGUAUUGGGUACCGAGCCACGACGUUCGGUGAAAUAGAGCGAGUGACUGGCAAACGUACAAUGUACUAAGAUGGCUUCUCCGGGAUGGUUCUGGUUAUUGAGCAAAGUACAAUUAAAAAGGGGGCUCCGAGAAUAUAAAUUAGGGCUUUCAACCGUAGAGACUGAUAGAUAGACUAGCCCGUCUACGUUUCCCAUUCGUGUGCCAACAUUUUUCGGUAGCAAUUGCUUAAACCAGAUAUCUCAUUCAAUACAAGUAGACAAGCAAGAUAAAAGUUGAGACUGUGAGAGAAAAAAAGACUACUUUUGCAGAAUAUUUUAUUUGGAUUAUUCUAGACCGCGAGCAGAACGUGACAGAGCCGAGUUUACGGUAUAAAUAGCCAACCAUUAAUGAUUUUAAUCACAAAUAAUGUAUUUCACUCUCUGUAGAUAUGCCUAUACAUUGUGAUCAUGAUGUAGUUUAUGUUGUUUGAAAUCAAUUGUGCCGUCCGUGAGCUGUUAACAUAUCAAUGUUACGAUGUAUGUAUAUUUGAAUUAAUAUAUACAAAUUCAUAGUCCAUUAUUAUUCAAAGCGCUAGUUGUACAUGUAAGGUGAGUAGGGAUCUCGCUGACACCAUUAAUUCAAAAUGUCUGACGACACGGUUACA